GGGGGGCAGCGAGGGGACCGGUGGGCGUCUGAGCGCUCCGCUCCGCCGCCCCGACCCGUCCAGGGAGAAGGGGUCGCGUCCGUGCCUCCUCGCUCAGGCUUCCGCCCGCCGCCCGCCCGGGGACCCGAUGCGGCACACGCCGCGGGACAGACGGAAGCGCGCUGCGGACAGCCCCGCACAUGCCCCCGCGGUCGCCGUGCCCGGGCCUCGGCCGCACGUGAGGCAGCAGCACACCCCCUCAUCUUGGAUUAUUUCCAGCAUCAAGACCUCCACAUGUCAGCAGUAGGCUCCUGAGGUGUUCCAUCCUCCAUCAUCUCCCCUCAGAGAGGGCCUUUGGGAAACACACUCUAAAAGUGCAGAGGAAAAUAAGACAUAAAAAAGGCUAAGUAAACUCAGAGGAAUUGCCAAGACUCAGAUCUAAGGAUUCAGUUACCAAACAGGCAGGCCAGCCAUGAGAGGGUACCUGGUGGUUAUAUUCUUGAGUUCCAUCUUCCUCUAUUAUCUACUACAUUGUAUCCUGUGGAGAACAAAUGACUAUGGGGUCUCACCUCUGGAUUUAAUAAAGACGAAUAAAAGCAAUAUCCAGUAUUGUAAAAAAAAGCCACCUUUCAUCUCUCUCCUGAGGUUUCCUCGAUUUUACCCAUUUCUGUGUGCAGGUGAUUUUGAAAAGUCUACUUACGCGUACAGUAGCCGGAACUUUGCUUUGCCCUACGGCACAAAGAUAUCAGGAGGAUUUUUUCGUGCUGUCCUUUCACUACUGCCGAGUUGUGAUGUCUUUGAUGAGUUUGACAAAGUGCCCUGUAAAAAGUGUGUGGUGGUUGGAAAUGGAGGCGUGUUGAAGAACAAGACACUAGGUGCAAAGAUCGACUCGUAUGAUGUAAUAAUAAGGAUGAAUAAUGGUCCUGUUUUAGGACAUGAAGAGGAAGUUGGGAGAAGGACGACCUUCAGGCUUUUUUAUCCAGAGUCUGUCUUUUCAGAUCCUACUCAAAAUGAUCCCAAUACUACAGCUGUUCUCAUUGCUUUUAAGCCACAGGAUUUAAGGUGGCUGAUAGAAAUACUGACAGGUAGCAAAAUAGCCACUGAUGGUUUUUGGAAGCAACCAGCCUUGAACCUGAUCUAUAAUCGAUCUCAAAUCAGAAUAUUAGAUCCAUAUAUUACCAGAGAAGCAGCUUAUCACUUUCUUCAUUUUCCCAAAGUGUUUCCCAAAGAUCAGAAACCCAAACACCCCACGACAGGAAUUAUCGCCAUCACAAUGGCGUUUCACAUAUGCAGUGAAGUCCACCUCGCUGGUUUCAAGUACAACUUCCUCAGUCCAAACAGUCCUUUACACUACUAUGGAAAUGCCACCAUGGCUUUGAUGAAACAGAACGCUUAUCACAAUGUGGCUGCAGAACAGCUCUUUUUAACAAAUAUUAUAAAGAAGAAAAUGGUAAUCAACCUAACUCAAGAUUGACGAUAUAGAUUUCAAAAGAUGACGCUAAACAGUAUUAGUUUUUAUUUUUGUACUGCAAAUUUUAGUUUAUUUUUAAAUAUGUUGAACUUAUGAAAUAAUUAUGUAUAUUAAGUCUGUUGCUGCCUGGUGAUUUAUAACCACCAGCUUAAUUUCUAUGAAUGUAUUUAUGAAAAACAAAAAAACCUUUUAGUUAAGAUAUCAGGGAAACAUGUAAAGUUUUGAUUGUGUUUUUUAAAAAUCAAGCUGGUGUCUUGAGUUGUUUUAAAAUACCCCUUUGUAGUUCGCUUAUGUGAAGAGCUCUCGGAUAUUUAGUUGACUUCACUAGUUCUGAUAGUCAUGUGUCACUUUGAGAUACGUAUUAAGAUUGGUUGUUCCUGGGCACGUGACUGGGAACCAGGUGCAGAAAACUGAAACUGACUGGUUGUGGAAGUCCAUGGUACUCAUGGUGGUUUAGUUAAGUGCCCCCUGCAAUUGAUGAAAGCAGCAAUUUGCUGUGUUAGGGAGUAAACCAGAGCCUUGUACAAGUUAGGAAAGUACUCUUCGCACCGAUGAGCAUCUUAAGAUUUUGCUUUUUGGGGAGAUAGGUUCUUCCUAUGUAGCCUAGGCUGGCCUUGAACUUGGUUCUCUUGUCUCUGUCUCCCUAGUUCUGGGAUUACAGUUUUGUGCUUUGUGCCACUGUAUCCUACAGCACCAUAUCUUAAAAUACCUUUUUCUUUUCUUUUUUUUUUUUUUUUUUUUUUUUUUUUUAAAGACAGGGUCUAUGUAGCUUUGGAUGGCCUAGAAGCCAUAAUGUAGUCUAGGCUGGCCUUGAACUCAGAGUUGAGCCUACCUCUGCUUCCAGAGAGCUGGGAUUAAAGGUGUAUGUCAGUUGACCUGUUCAAAAAAAACAAAACAAAACAAAAAAAAAGCAAGUUCAAGAAUGAGCAAAUUUAUUUUCCUAGUUUCAUGUAGUCAUUAAAUCUUAAAGUGUUUAUUUGAAACAAAUUAGAAAAGUAAAGCCUUAAGAUUUGAACUGA
Messenger RNA from Meriones unguiculatus (Mongolian gerbil), 2469 nucleotides. RefSeq names its product ST3 beta-galactoside alpha-2,3-sialyltransferase 6 (gene St3gal6). The transcript is spliced from 12 exons. Lineage: Eukaryota; Metazoa; Chordata; Mammalia; Rodentia; Muridae. Bases 452 to 1453 code for a protein of 333 amino acids. Gene Ontology annotation, biological process: glycolipid biosynthetic process. Gene Ontology annotation, molecular function: beta-galactoside alpha-2,3-sialyltransferase activity. The record is from RefSeq and is a predicted model, not a curated record.